AUGGGCCCCCGUACCGACUCCUCAUGCUGCUGCCAGGCCCGUAAUCUGUCAUGGGCCCCUGUACCGCCUCCUCAUGCUGCUGCCAGGCCCGUAAUCUGCCAUGGGCCCCCGUACCGCCUCCUCAUGCUGCUGCCAGGUCCAGAGUGUCUCAUGGGUCCCUGUACGGCCUCCCAUUGCUGCUGUCUCCAUCGCCACACUCUGCCAUGUGCCACUUUCAGGUCUCCUCACACUGCUGGUGGGUUCCAUUUUGUCAUAGGGUGCUGUAUGGCCUCCCAUUGCUGCUGCCUCCACCGCCACACUGUGGCUCCACACUCUGGUUUUGGCCCCGUGACUGCCCAAAUGAGUGAAGUGUGCGGUGAUUCUAAGAUCGACGGCACUCAUCUGCAUGUCAUACUGACUGACAGUAUUAUUUCUCUUCCCCAGCAGACUCCAAGGGCAUUUAAAUUAAAGGUACAGUGUUCUGCACUAAUAUAA
Molecule: messenger RNA, 474 nt
Organism: Staurois parvus
Lineage: Eukaryota; Metazoa; Chordata; Amphibia; Anura; Ranidae
Source: the annotation of a GenBank genome assembly